Messenger RNA from Gamsiella multidivaricata, 540 nucleotides. RefSeq lists its product as uncharacterized. NCBI's taxonomy places the organism in Eukaryota, Fungi, Mortierellomycota, Mortierellomycetes, Mortierellales, Mortierellaceae. The record is from RefSeq and is a predicted model, not a curated record. The coding region runs from base 1 to 540 and encodes 179 amino acids. The transcript is spliced from 3 exons.
AUGGAGUCUCCAAUCUCUGAUCAGCCCGCUGCGAACCAUCCUCUGUCCGUUCACCGCCAGCCCACGCGUGAUCUGAUAGAGCCACUGGUAGCCGAUGGCCUGCAGCAGUUGGGAUUACAUGUAGCCACCACAAGUAACGGUGAGAGCAGAAACCAGAGUGACAGCAACGGUGUUACCGGUAGCGGCGGCGACAGCCAAAGCCAAAACCAAGGUUCUUCAACUGAAGUUAGUGCCGGGAUGUCAUACUCUAGUAUCAAUACCAAUAACUUCAUUGAGUCCUGGCGUAACACUCUCAAGCGCCACUUCUUGAAGAAUAAGCAGAAACGGCGUGUGGACACAGUCAUCUACGUCCUUGCUGUCAUGGCCGUACCGCACUUUCAACAGAAAUGCAUUUGCAGCGUUGUCAACAUCGGUCUGAUGAACCCUGCCCAAAGAACGGAAUUAAAACUCGGUAAUAUUACCGGGAACCAUCCCAAGAACAGGAAGCUGAAGGAAUACACAGGCCACUACAUCAUGCAAGUCUCAGACACGAUACUCUGA